This is a messenger RNA of Saprolegnia diclina VS20, 976 nucleotides long. RefSeq lists its product as hypothetical. The record is from RefSeq and is a predicted model, not a curated record. The transcript has 2 exons. Bases 24 to 893 code for a protein of 289 amino acids. NCBI's taxonomy places the organism in Eukaryota, Oomycota, Saprolegniomycetes, Saprolegniales, Saprolegniaceae.
GGGGUUUUGUCAAUACGCUUUGCAUGGCGCUCGUGCCCAAGCGACUCGGGCUCAAGUACAGGCCCGUGCCGACGCUCGCGGUCGAGUACGAAGGCGUCGACCAUGCGCUUCACGUCGAGGUUAUCGAACUGCCCGACAUUCACUUGCGCUCGACCGCCACCGAGCUCCUAAAGCGUGUCCAGACCUCCCAUGAGGUGUUUCGCUCAAGUGUUGUCAACCACGAGCAGCUCACGCGGCUGCUCGAGCAGCUCAUUUCGGAGACGACACGCCCAGCCGAGCCGCCUUUGCGCGCGGAGGAGUGCAUGCCCCCCGCGCCGCAGAGUGAUUUCCCACCUGCCAUUGUGGAGCGACCAACCCCUGUCGAAGUAGCACCAGAGAGCGACGACGAGGAAGCUGCGGAGAGCGCCGAGGAGGACGAGACACCACCGCCGGCAAUGAAGAUAGAACGUAUCGACGAACCGCAACGAGCCGUGAUGAUGGUCGACCGAGACGUGCUGCGUGACGCGCCACAGCAAACGACCGAGACGGUGCAGACAACCCCCGCUCGAGCGGGCGACGACGACGAGAACGAGCUGGCCAAGUCGGCGAGCGAAGAGGAAGAGUCGUUUGAAGAAAGCUUCAUGGAGGAGAGCGUUGAAGCAAGCGUGGAUCGGGACGCCGACGUCCGAAGCGAGGUGCCUGCUACUGCGGACGACCCGCCGCCGGUGACAGCGCUCGAGCCGGUGGCAGCACCAGCACCCGAGCCGGUCAAGGCGGCGCCGGUCGCGACACCGACGCCGGCGCUCGAAGAGUCGAAUGUCGAAGAGAGCAUGGAAGAGAUUACAUCCGAAGCCGAAGAAGAGCUAGAUUACUUUUCGGGUGGCGACGACAGCGGUGACGACGAAGGGUUUUAGCGUAAAACCCAUUUGUUAUCUUAGACUAGGACAAUUAUUGUUCUAUCUUCAACAAGCAAAAUUAUUGUUCUAUCUUAAACAAG